UGUGCGUGCUGGGAGGAAGCGGCCCACGGCAGAAAUAGCGGAGGCUCGCCCAGGUGACUGAGGACUUGGGUUGCUUAAGGACUCGAGGUGGGCCUGACGGCGCUCAGCCUCUCCCUCUGCAGCUUCGACCCACUUCUUAAACUUGCGUUCGUCUGGGGCAGCGUCCCGGAUUUCUAAGAGCCUUGGGCGCUUCUACUGCCACCUCCAUCUUGGAAGGGGCGCCGGAGUCGGGGAUUGGGUACCUACACAGAAACUACAGUUUGAGUAUGCUUAAGAGAAGAGGGAGAACAAGCCGGAUCAGAAGACGAAAACUCUUCAGAAGUUCUGAAUCAAGAGGAGUGAGCGAGAGCUACAAGUAUGAAUUUAUAGAGCUAAAGAAGUGGCUGAAAGAUAGGAAGUUUGAAGAUACAAACUUAACGCCUGCUUGUUUUCCAGGUACAGGAAGGGGUCUGAUGAGCAAAACAUCCCUGCAGGAGGGACAGAUGAUUAUUUCGUUGCCUGAGAGCUGCCUGCUUACCACGGACACGGUGAUUCAAAGCUACUUAGGGGCGUACAUUACUAAGUGGAAGCCUCCUCCGUCUCCUCUGCUGGCUCUGUGCACCUUUUUAGUUUCAGAAAAGCAUGCUGGGGACCAGUCUCCCUGGAAGCCGUACCUGGAUAUUUUACCCAAGGCCUACACCUGCCCUGUUUGUUUAGAACCGGAAGUGGUGAAUCUUCUUCCCAAACCUUUAAAAGCAAAGGCUGAAGAGCAGAGAGUCCGCGUGCAGGAGUUCUUUGCUUCCUCCAGAGACUUUUUCUCUUCCCUGCAGCCUCUGUUUGGGGAGGCUGUUGACAGUAUCUUCAGCUACAGCGCCCUCCUGUGGGCUUGGUGCACCGUCAACACCAGGGCUGUGUACCUGAGGCCCAGGCGGCAGGAAUGCCUUUCUGCAGAGCCGGACACCUGUGCUCUCGCUCCAUACCUGGAUCUGCUGAAUCACAGCUCACAUGUCCAGGUAAAAGCAGCAUUUAAUGAGGAAACUCGCUGUUAUGAACUUAGAACUGCUUCAAGUUGGAGAAAACACGAAGAGGUAUUCAUCUGCUACGGCCACCACGAUAACCAUCGACUGCUCCUGGAAUACGGAUUUGUUUCCAUCCGUAAUCCUCACGCUUGUGUUUAUGUGUCGAGAGAAAUACUUGUUAAAUAUCUUCCAUCAACAGAUAAACAGAUGAACAAAAAGAUUUCCAUUUUAAAGGAUCAUGGUUUUAUAGAAAAUUUGACAUUUGGAUGGGAUGGACCAUCUUGGAGGUUACUCACAGCUCUUAAGUUGUUAUGUCUGGAAGCCGAAAAGUUUACAUGCUGGAAAAAAAUACUUCUUGGAGAAGUAAUUUCAGAUACAAAUGAGAAGACAAGUUUGGACAUAGCGCAGAAAAUAUGCUAUUAUUUCAUAGAGGAGACUAAUGCUGUGCUUCAAAAGGUUUCUCAUAUGAAGGAUGAAAAAGUAGCUUUGAUAAACCAACUAACUUUGGUGGAAACAUUGUGGCUGGAAGAGCUAAAGAUUCUCAAGGCGUCUGCUGAGGUCCUGCACAGUUUGCAAACAGCGUUUCCCUGACUUCACCUAAGUGCAUUUGAUCACCUCCUAUGAUACUGAACUUUCAGGAGUGUCUUCACAGGCUGCAUUGGUGGCCGCCCCAGGCCAGCGAAGGAUGUGCAGGGGCCCCGCAGGUUCCGGGACCGUGGGGCUGUGAGUGAAGAUGGAUGUGCUGUCCGCAAAUGGCACUUUAAUAAUACUCUGCGGAACAAACAGCACGAGGAAAGUACUGAGCUGCAAGGAGAAAGGCAGACUUCAAGGGGACCAGGAGCCAGCCGGCCUCUGUGUGUGGCCUGUCACCGCAGGGCCUGCUUCUUGUCUGGCUCAGCAGCUGUCAAAGUCAAGCAGUUGUGCUUUUAAGAUGCUCUGAUACCAUCGGGUCCAGGGGCGUGUUGGUGGUGGGUGGCUUCGGGCGGAGGGUGUGGGCGAGUGCCUGGCAGUCCUGGGUCCCAGCCGGGGUAGCCCUCGGCCAUCCCUGUGCGGACACACUGGUGUGGGUGUUGAGGAGCCUUCCGGGGACACUUGGGGUUCCCAGGAGGAGGGAUUUUCCCCUGGACAUGCUCCUGGCCUUGCGCACGCCCAGGUCAGGGCUUGUCUAAGUAUUCAUUCGGGAAGAAGGAGAGGGUGAGCCACAAGCUCUUUCAGCUUUGUUCCGGCCUUUCCUGGGCAGGCCUUUCCACUGGAGGAGCCAGGCCCUGUCCUGCUCAGCUGUGCCUCGGUGGGCAUAUCUGUUCAACUCAGGGGUUCAGUGUGGAUCAGCUGACCUCAAGCCACGGUGAUAUUUUGGUUUCUGUCCUUACUCUUUGUUUUAUUUUUUGUUCUUCUCAGACCCAGGGUGGGGAAAAGGAGCCACUUUCCACAACUCUCAGCAGUCUGUGGCCGCAGGGGACCCCCUGGAUAAGUAACGGAGGAGGGGAGCCCUAGAGGGACAGCCAGGGCUGGCAGAGCUUGUCCUGCUCCGGUCUGUGCCAUCGCGGCUGCGCAGAGCCCUGCUUCCCCUCCUGGGGGUGCAUGCUCCCCAGAGCUCAGAUUCCUUUCUCAUGGCGGAGCUCAUCGAGGCCAAGCGGAUGGGGCCCCCUCGCCUCCGAAGGCAGUCUGAGUGUAAAUGAAACAUUGUCAUUCUAUCUGGAGCGUCUUUCCCUGUUCGUGGAUAUAGUUUGUGUUGAUUUCAUUUUUUAGUAGCUGUGGUGUAUUUUAUAAUAUGCCAUGGGGGCUUGGACAGACUUUUUCUGUGGAGGGCCAAAUAGUAAAUAUUUUAAGCUUGAUGGACCAUGGUGUAUUUGUUCCAACUAUCCUGCAAAGCGGCCAGAGACUACAUGUAAACAAAUUGCACAGCUGAGUUCUAAUAAAACUUUAUUUAUAAAGACAA
This is a messenger RNA of Lemur catta (Ring-tailed lemur), 2937 nucleotides long. It is a transcript of the gene SETD4, whose product is annotated as SET domain containing 4. The record is from RefSeq and is a predicted model, not a curated record. Gene Ontology annotation, biological process: peptidyl-lysine monomethylation; positive regulation of transcription by RNA polymerase II; peptidyl-lysine dimethylation. The transcript is spliced from 12 exons. Gene Ontology annotation, molecular function: protein binding; histone H3K4 methyltransferase activity; histone H3K36 methyltransferase activity. The coding region runs from base 267 to 1589 and encodes 440 amino acids. Lineage: Eukaryota; Metazoa; Chordata; Mammalia; Primates; Lemuridae.